AUGGUCAAGUCAACGUCUAUUGUAUUGUCGAUAGCAGCUUCUGCUGUUGCGGCCCCAACAUGCACAUGGUCGUCGUGGAAGGGUGUUAAGAACCUCUUUGUCUUCGGUGACAGCUACACCCAGACAGGCUUCGAUGUCAAUGGCACACAACCCAAUGCCGCAAACCCUUUUGGCAACCCACCAUACCCUGGCUACACAUCUUCCAACGGCCCCAACUGGAUAGACUUCCUUGCCACAACCUACAACACUAGCUUCAUCAAAGCCUACAACCUCGCCUACGGGGGCGCAACCGUCGACUCCGCGCUCAUAACCCCCUACGCGCCCACCGUGCUCUCCCUUAAGGACCAAGUGCAACUCGAGUUCCUCCCGCGCUACGGCUCGCACCCCGCUGACGCGCCUUGGACAUCGAAGGAUUCGCUCUUCGCCUUCUUCAUCGGCAUCAACGACGUCGGCAACUCUUGGUGGCUCAACAACGCCACGCUGUACGAUACUGUCUUUACCCGCUACUCUGGACUGCUGGAUCAGGUGUACAAGACCGGCGCGCGGAACUUUUUGUUUCUUUCUGUGCCGCCUGUCAAUCUGGCUCCGUUGACACUUAACAAGGAUGACGGCGGGUAUUCGGUUGAGAACGAAGGCAAGGUUAUUUUGGACUGGAAUAAGCGCCUUGCUACUAUGACGGCAGUAUUUAAGAAGAGCCACACUGACGCCAACCUGUUCAUUCACGACACUUACAAAGUCUUUAAUGACGUGAUCGAGAACCCUAAGGCUUACCCGCAAACCGCUGGAUUGAAGAAUGUCACUGCGUACUGUGCUGCGUAUGCUAACGGCACACCGACAUGGUACACCAAGGAUCCCAGCUGCCAGUACGCUGUUAACGAGUACUUGUGGCUCAAUGAGCUGCACCCUACCUUCCCGGUGCACAACGCCACAGCGGCAAGUGUCGCAAAGUUCUUGGGUGCGCAGAAGUGCACGACGUAA
This is a messenger RNA of Macroventuria anomochaeta, 978 nucleotides long. Its product is annotated as carbohydrate esterase family 16 protein. Lineage: Eukaryota; Fungi; Ascomycota; Dothideomycetes; Pleosporales; Didymellaceae. The transcript is spliced from 4 exons. The coding region runs from base 1 to 978 and encodes 325 amino acids. The record is from RefSeq and is a predicted model, not a curated record. Gene Ontology annotation, molecular function: hydrolase activity, acting on ester bonds.